Vombatus ursinus (common wombat) is the source of this 2464-nucleotide messenger RNA. Its product is annotated as gastrula zinc finger protein XlCGF26.1-like. Lineage: Eukaryota; Metazoa; Chordata; Mammalia; Diprotodontia; Vombatidae. The record is from RefSeq and is a predicted model, not a curated record. Bases 312 to 2252 code for a protein of 646 amino acids. Gene Ontology annotation, biological process: negative regulation of transcription by RNA polymerase II. Gene Ontology annotation, molecular function: DNA-binding transcription repressor activity, RNA polymerase II-specific; RNA polymerase II cis-regulatory region sequence-specific DNA binding. The transcript is spliced from 6 exons.
CGCGGCUAACGGUGCGGGGCCCCUGCGAGAGCAUCAGAGACACCCAGUGACUCACGGGCCGGGGGUGCACGCAUUCCAGGAUUGAGAAGUUGGUAAAGAAUACCCCUGGGAUGCAGGGACCAAUCCAAGAUGACGACCUUCCUACCCUGAGACCUUUCCUCGUAAUUUCAGGGCAGAAAUUUCUGGAAAGGAGCAGAUCCUGGGACUGUCGCUAGACUGGUUUCUGAUCCUCCAGUCUUGAGGACAGAACUUGGCUCUGCUUUCUCAAGACUCUGCCCUUCAGGAAAGGAGCACAGAGAAAGGAGGGAGAAAUGGCGUCCUCAAUGCUGCCAGCCAGAUACCAGGAAUCAGUGACUUUCCAGGAUGUGGCCGUGGACUUCACAAGGGAGGAGUGGAAGCGUCUGGAUGCGGCUCAGAGAGACCUGUACCGGGAUGUGAUGCUGGAGAACUAUCAGAACCUCGUGUCCUUGGGUCUUCUAGUUUUCCAAUCAGAUGUGAUCUCCCAGUUGGAGAAUGGUGAAGUGCCCCUGAUGCCAGGGGGAGAAGUGCUAAGAGGCGCUUGUGCAGGUUCUGUUAAUCAGGAGAUGAGGAGUGAAUCCAAGGAGGCUCUUCCAGAGAAGGAUAGUUUUUUGAGACUUACAAAGGAUGAUCCUUGGAAUUGCAAUUUGGGAGAAGGCUGGAAAUAUGAUGUCAGAAAGCAGAAAGACAAGCAGGAGAGGAAAUCCAAGCCAGUGACAGUCAUCCGUGAAUAUAAUGUGUUUGGGCAAAAGUUCAGCCUGGGGUCAGUCCUUGUUUCACAAGAGAGAACUACAACAGAAAACGGUCUCUUUAAAUCUGGUGUCCAUGGAAAGAGCUCUAAACAGUAUUCAAGCAUUCUUAAAUGUCCUAAAACCUCCUCAGGUAAGAAACAUUGGAAGUUCAGCAAACCCAAGAAGUCUUUUAGCUUCCACUCUGACCUUAUUCAAUAUCAUAAAAAACUUAUAGGAGAAAAAACAUGUGAAUGGAAUGAAAGUGCAAAAGCCUUGAGCAAAAAGCUAUCUAUCAGAGGACAUCAGAAAAUUUAUAGUGGGGCAAAACCUUUUGUACACAAUGAGUUUAGAAAAGACUGCAUACAGAGGGGAAAGCCUAGUAUUCUUAAGAGAAUUCGCCAAGGAGAGAAAUCCUUUGAAUGUAAUGCAUGUGGGAAAUACUUCAGCAAAAGCUCAUCAUUGAAGAGACAUCAGAGAAUUCACACAGGAGAGAAACCCUUUGCGUGUGAUGAAUGUGGGAAAACCUUCAGGCAAAACUCAUCAUUGAGCAGACAUCAGAAAAUUCAUGCUAGAAGGAAACCCUUUGCAUGCAAUGAGUGUGGGAAAGUCUUUAUAGAGAAAGGAAAACUUACUGAAUAUCAGAUAAUUCAUGCAGGAGAGAAACCCUUUGAAUGUAAAGACUGUGGAAAGGCCUUCAGUGCAUCCCUUAAAGAGCAGUGGAAACUUUAUACCGAAGAGAAACAAUUCAAAUGUAAUGAAUGUGGGAAAUUCUUUAGCAAUAGCUCAUCACUUAAAGGACACGUGAAAAUUCAUACUGGAGAGAAACCCUUUGUUUGCAAUGAGUGUGGCAAAGCCUUCGUAGAGAGAGGAAGACUUACUGAACAUAAGAGAAUUCACACUGGAGAGAAACCUUUUGCUUGUGAUGAAUGUGGGAAAGCCUUCAGCAAAAGCUCAUCGCUUAGGGGGCAUCAGAGAAUUCAUACUGGAGAGAAACCCUUUACUUGCAAUGAGUGUGGGAAAGCCUUCAUAGAAAAAGGAAACCUUAGUGUACAUAAAAGAAUACAUACUGGAGAGAAACCUUUUGAAUGUAAUGAAUGUGGGAAGACCUUCUGCAAAAGCUCAUCACUUAGGAAACAUCACAGAACUCAUACUGGAGAGAAACCUUUUGUGUGCAAUGAAUGUGGGAAAGCCUUUAUAGAAAAAGGAAGACUUACUGAACAUAAGAGAAUUCAUACUGGAGAGAAACCCUUUGAAUGUAGUGAAUGUGGGAAAGCCUUCAACCAAAGCUCAUCCCUUAGGAAGCAUCAGAGACUUCAUACUGGAGAAAAACCCUUUACAUGUCUUGAGUGUGGAAAAGCCUUCAUACAAAAAGGAAACCUUAGUGUACAUAAAAGAAUUCAUACGGGAGAGAAGCCCUUUGAAUGUAAUGAAUGUGGGAAGACCUUUCGAACCAGCUCUUCUCUAAGGAAACAUGAAAGAGUUCAUGCUGGAGAGAAAAUAUAAAACCGUGAUUAAUGGGGAUAGCCUUUACCUAUGCCAUAAGCCUUAUAAUUUAUUUGAAGAUUUGAUACAGCAGAGGAGCCCACGGAAUGUAAUAAAUGUGCAAAGGCCCGAAGCACCAGCUUAUCUUUUCGUUCUUAAGAAUCUGGCUUCCAAGGGGCAGGUAGAUGGCACAGUGAAUAGAGCUCUGGCCUUGGAGUCAGGAGGACCUGAGU